GAGCGCCGACCGACAGUAGUACUCGGAAAAAAAAAGCACGCGCGCGCCCGGCCGCCUCUGUUGUCGUCGUUGCAAAACCUGCCCUACGCCUUUCCUCGUUCUGAUCCUUUCCAGCUUUCGCCGCCCGCCUUCUUCCUCUCCCUCCUCCGCCUCCUCCACUCUCCUCGUCCUCUAUCUCCUCCUGGUCGUCCGGCAUCAUCAUCGUUGUCGUCGCCGUGUUCGCACUGAUCAUCAUUGCGGCCUGCUAUUCGAGCAGAAGCGGGCGCUAAGGUAGCAUCGCAGAGUCGUGUCAGCGUCAUUACCGAGGGAGAAGGGGGGAGGAGUAUCAGACGAGGGAGGCGGUAGCAUAUUGGACAAUAAUUGCCCCGUCGGUCGAGGGCUGGUGUCGACGGCCGGCGGUGAACAAUGGCGGCGGGCUCAAGGAGGCGUGACGAAUCCUCCUCUUCUUCUUCCUCCGCCCCCUCCUCCCCCUCCUCCCCCUCCUCCCCCCGUUCCUCCUCUUCUUCUUUCCCGCGAGACGGUGGUGCUGCUCUUCUACUCACGGCGUCUCCGAUGCCUGCCGUUCUUACUGUCCUUCUCCUGUGCUGCUUCUCCUCCUGUUCCUUGAUGGCAGUCCAAGCUCAAGUGGAAGUUCAGCCCGUGGUGAACGUCUCUAAUACCAACCCCGCUCCAAACCUCUUGCCAUCGCAAUCGCAGCCGUCCGCUUUGCCGGAGCAGUCCGCCACCGCCCCUGCAGUCCUCUCCGCCUCCCCCGCAGUCCCCUCCGCCGCCGGCAUCGUUUCCGCCCCUGGCGCAAUUCCUUCCUUUCCCCCCACUGGUAUGUCCGCCGGGCCCAGUGUAAUGCCGCCUGAACAGUUUCCCGUCAACUCUUUGCCUUCCGCUGUGCCCUCCGCACCCGCCGUUCCCGGUGUUCCCGGUGUUCCCGGUGUCCCAGGUGCCGUAGGCGGAGCAGGUGCUGCUGCCGUUCAGACCCCCACGCCGCAAGGGUCCACCGCACCUAUACCUGUUGCUGGUCUUCUGCAUGGAAUCUUUGAAUGCGGUCUUCCAGAUCCUAGCCUGCCUCAAGACAAGCUCAACUUUCCUUUCGACUGUGCGGCAACAAUCAGCAAUAGGUACGUCUUUGCAGCGUUUGUGUGCUACCUGCUCCACUCCUCCCCACAUGCACACAUGACAAGGAAUACGGCCGUGAUGUAUCUUUCGAUGUUCUAGCGGAAGGUUCAUUCAUUAUUUUGCACAUUUGAGUGAGUCGUGGAACGAGGCCCAAUGUGUACUAUCUGCCCGUUUUGAGC
This is a messenger RNA of Chara braunii, 1289 nucleotides long. NCBI's taxonomy places the organism in Eukaryota, Viridiplantae, Streptophyta, Charophyceae, Charales, Characeae. The record is from the annotation of a GenBank genome assembly.